Auanema sp. JU1783 is the source of this 1038-nucleotide messenger RNA. NCBI's taxonomy places the organism in Eukaryota, Metazoa, Nematoda, Chromadorea, Rhabditida, Rhabditidae. The record is from the annotation of a GenBank genome assembly.
UUGUUGGGCUCUGGCAACUUCUGUAAUGUUUAUAAGGGAGUUUACAAAAGAACUGGUGAAGCACAUGACGUCGCUAUAAAAAUUUGUCACAAUGGUAGAAGAGGUGACAACGUUGUGGAAGAUAGAAAAAAUGCUCAAAAGGCUAUGACGAGUGAGGCUGAGGUUAUGAGUUAUUAUGUACAUAAUCAUAUCAUUCAAUUCUAUGGACUAGCUUGUGAUCAUCCUCCGAUUUUAAUCGUUAUGGAAUACUGCCCAGGUGGAAGUUUGGAUAAACUGUUGAAGAAAGAGAAAGAGAACAUAAGUAUGGCAGAACGUAUAAUUUAUUCAUUAGAGGCUGCUAGGGGUAUGAGGUAUCUGCAUUCGAAACACUGCAUUCACAGAGAUUUGGCUGCUCGCAACUGUCUGAUAUCUUCUAAUGGUUAUAUCAAAAUCGCCGACUUCGGAUUGUCGAAGAUUGUUGGUAAUGAAGAUGAUGUAGAUAUUGAAAAUGGAGGAGCAAAUACUCAAAUUCCGUUAAGAUGGAUGGCUCCCGAAUCAUUGAAAAAACCCAUGAGGUUCUGUUCGAAAACAGAUGUGUGGGCAUACAGUAUUCUUCUUUAUGAAAUUUUUAACAAUGGGAUCAAGCCAUGGGCUGAUGACACCAACUGGCCUCCAAAACAAAUUGCGGGACAUAUAAGAAAGUGUCUUAUGCCUGAUUUACCUCAGAAAAUGCCUAAAGAUAUUAUUGAUUUAGUAAAAACUAUUUGGGUUCUUGAUGCAGAUAGUCGGCCAACAAUGAACGUGAUAUGUAACAAAUUAAUGGAAAUUCGGAGGAAAUAUCCUGCACCGUCGAGUGAUAAGCUAGUCAUCAAUAAGAUCGACGGAGUCCACAGAACUCAAACAACUUUGGAUACGAUUGAUGCUGAGGAUGAGAGCUGCGCAACCCAAGAUUCUAAGUUGAAACGUUUUUUGAUCCGGCAAUUUCAACAAACAUUCAGGCAAAAAACGGAUUCUCAUGAUAAUACAGAAAUGACACAAAAGACUUCAAUCGAAAAAUGA